Cylas formicarius (sweet potato weevil) is the source of this 1548-nucleotide messenger RNA. Its product is annotated as coiled-coil domain-containing protein 96-like. NCBI's taxonomy places the organism in Eukaryota, Metazoa, Arthropoda, Insecta, Coleoptera, Brentidae. Gene Ontology annotation, cellular component: axoneme; ciliary basal body. The transcript is spliced from 3 exons. The coding region runs from base 68 to 1483 and encodes 471 amino acids. The record is from RefSeq and is a predicted model, not a curated record. Gene Ontology annotation, biological process: cilium assembly.
CGCUUCACGAUCGUCGAAAAUUUCUGGCAAUUUUUUUUAUGUUUCUUUUUAUGUUCGAGUCGCGGCCAUGGACUCCGACCCUCGAUCGACUGAAACGGACCCUCUAGCUGCUCAGCAAGAUGUUCUUGAUGCACGGCGACGAUCCAAACGUACCGAAAACGCAGACGGAAGAGUAUCGAAGGUCACCAUCGUGGAUUCCGGUCAAAUCGCUCCCACCGAAAAGAAAAUAUCAAUUCGCGAGAGCGAAACGCGUACGUCCAAAACGGACGACGGCUCGAGGACCAGAUCUUCCAGGAGAUCGACCGUCUCCUUCAGGGGAACCGCCAGAAGUAGGCAGAGCAUUUUCUACGACGCGAUCCCCAGGAUAUCCGGAUUGGACCACUUGGAGGGUUUUUUCGAUCUCACCAAAGCAGACACCUUCGCCCUAUUCGACGAUUACGACGGUGCGGAGGAAGAAGAGCCCGGCGAAACGGAACCCUACCAGCCGAGACUAAUAGACAGGGAACCGUACUACCAAAGGUACGACGCGGUUCUGAAGGAAAUCGACGCGAACAAAGUCAAGAACAACAUGCUGCAGAAGAAGGUGGCGACGCACUUCAAACGCAGGAAGAUCGACAUGUUUCUCAAAGAUGGCGGCCCGGUCGCCGAUCACUUGCUCAAGUAUUACCGACGGCUGGAGGCUUACGGCGAAGCGCUUCAAGUUGAUGAGACUCAGAGGACGGUGGCGUCGAUGGCACUCGAAGAAUUGAGGAGGAAACGCGACUUCCAAAGCGCGACCCUCGACGAGUCCUUCGGGAAUAUGCAGCUCAGGCAAGGUCACGUGGGCACGGGACUCAUCUACUCGAAAACCGGCAAGCCGAUAGCCGACAAGGUGGUAGAGCGGUUUUUGAGGAGGCAACGUGCGAAAAUGGACCAGGUGCGCUCGAUGAGGUUGAAGUUCAUCAGGUUGAAGAAGAUGGUCCAGGAAAAACUGGACGGUAUCAAUCGUCUGGAGCGGAUCGACGAGGAGCACCGCCUAAACGAUUACGAACAGCUGAAGGAGGAUAACAGGAACUACGCGGACAGGAUCGAGGAGAAGGACGAAGAGCUGAGCAGACUGAGAGUGAAAUGUCAAAGCACGAUCCAAAUUCUGGCCCACUUGCGCGAGAAGUCUGCGGCGUUGGAGCGCGACGUCGCAGAUCGGAGGUCGGAACUGGAGCGCGUGGAGGGCGAGGUCUUGCAGAGUCGGCGAAUGCUUAACCGGCAGAAAUUGACCCUAGACAAGUACAGGGGGAUGAUAAGCGACAUUAGAGAAGACACCGGGUUGCUAACGGAGACCGCCUUGCUAACGGACAUGGAGAGUUCCUCGAAGGAGUUGGACGCGCUCCAGAGGGACCUGGAGUUGUGCAAGCAAGAGUUCUCCGGCAAAGCGCCGCGGGUGAGGAGUCUGAGGAAACUUAUCGAGGCCGCGAGCCGACGUCGACAAAGCAAAAUCGAACCUUAAACGCAGGUCGUCGCGAGAGACGGUCCCAAGGUCGGAUAAAAUAAAUCCUUAAUAUAUGUACGAAU